Archocentrus centrarchus (flier cichlid) is the source of this 2413-nucleotide messenger RNA. RefSeq names its product adhesion G protein-coupled receptor F5-like. Lineage: Eukaryota; Metazoa; Chordata; Actinopteri; Cichliformes; Cichlidae. Gene Ontology annotation, biological process: adenylate cyclase-activating G protein-coupled receptor signaling pathway; cell surface receptor signaling pathway. The record is from RefSeq and is a predicted model, not a curated record. Gene Ontology annotation, molecular function: G protein-coupled receptor activity. Gene Ontology annotation, cellular component: membrane. The transcript has 10 exons. Bases 5 to 2413 code for a protein of 802 amino acids.
ACCAAUGGAUCUCUUUGGUACUGACUGGAACGCAACUUGGAGCCGUGACGGCAGUCCCAUAUUUGAAGAUGGAGUACACAGCAUUUCAAAUAAUCAAACUAACUCAGUCUUAACUGUGUCAACUUUUAUUACUGCCGACAAAGGAGAAUAUGAAUGCAGGCUCAAAAGGAAAAAGGAUGAUUCAUUUUAUCGACAAAGAUCCAACGGAAUCUUAACACUCAAUGAGAAACCCGUCAUCAGAGUGGAACCAAUUCAAAAAUUUCUUAAGUGUGGUGAAACUCAGAUACUGACUUGCUCUGUCAACAACAACUACACUAUUAAUUUUAAGGACACAGAUGUUAAAGGUCAAACAAAAAUUUCGUAUACAUAUAAAAAUGACGCUGCCUGUAGAAACAGGACAAUUAUCUGUCAAUCAACCAGCUAUCCUGAUUUCAGUGCAACAAUAACACUGAUAAUAUUGAAAGAAUUGAGUAACACAUGUAAUAAUACAAUAUUUGGUGAGACACCCAAUAGCUUCAUGGCCAUAGCGCCUUGUAAAGUGAAUGAGGAUGGACAGCAGACCGCAUUGUGCAGCACUGGUCAAUAUGAGAAUGAACAAAACACCUGCAUACUGCGACCCAUUAAGGAUCUGCUUGACCAGUCUCAGUUCUUGACUGCCACGACAUUGCCAGUAUUUUUGGAACAGCUCAAAAGCGUCACUGUCAACUUCACUAAUGAAGUGGCUCAGUCUCCUCCCAACAUUAAGGCUAUUGUCAAAAUACUCUCCAAUGUAGCCAACAGAUCUUCAUUAUUAGAUAUCUCAAUUAGCAGAAAUUCAAUGGAGAAUAUCCUGAUAACUGCAGAUGCUCUCACCCUCAGUCAAACAAAGCCAUCAUGGAACCGUCUGAACAUCAAUGAUGCCAUAAACAUAUAUAACAACUCCAAAGCUGAAAGUGUCAGCUCAUCAUUCGUGCAGUCGCUUGAGACAGUAACACGUCGUCUUGUCAAUGACACGCUUAAUAUUAACACAGCAUCUAUUCAGUUAAACCAAACUACCUUCACAAACACUUUUGAUGCUGUAUUUAAUUCUUCGGUGGCAAUAGAAAUAGAAGCUGGUGGAGAAAAUAAAACAAUCACUACAAUAAUAUUUGACACAUUGGAUAAUGUACUCCCUGCAAGAGAUCAAGACAAUUCAUCAUUCAAUUUUAUAAAUGGCAGGGUUGCACUUGUUCAGUCCAGUGGUGAUAUCAAUAAUAUCUCUCUCACAUUUGAUAUUUUAAACUCUACACUGGGGAACCCUGAAUGUGUCUUCUGGAACUUCAGCCUCUUUGAUGGUCUGGGAGGAUGGGACAAUGAGGGCUGUGAGGUCGUGUUAAACAUAAAUGAAACGGGAACUGUGACCUGCAGCUGCAACCACCUGACCUCAUUCUCUAUCCUCAUGUCACCAAACAGUCCAAAGAAACUUUAUCUGGACAUUAUAACCUACAUUGGAGUUGGUCUGUCCAUGGGUUCUUUGGUCAUAUGUCUCAUCAUUGAAGCCCUCAUAUGGAGAAAAAUCAGAAGGAAUGAAACUUCUUACUUGCGUCAUGUUUCCAUUGUCAACAUUGCCGUGUCUCUCCUGAUUGCAAACAUCUGGUUUAUAAUUGGAGCGGCCAUUUCAGAUGCAGAUGUGAAAAACCCCCCAGCAUGCACUGCAGCUACCUUUUUUAUCCACUUUUUCUACCUAGCCCUGUUCUUCUGGAUGUUGGCCUCAGCUCUGCUGCUGCUCUACCGCACAACUAAUGUCUUUGGUGGAGGUUUGUCUAAAGCAUCUAUGCUGGCCAUUGGAUUCAUUCUAGGCUACGGGGCUCCUCUCAUCAUUGCAACAAUAACUAUUGCUGCAACUGCACCUGACAAUGGAUAUAUCCGAGAAAAUACAAUCUGCUGGCUCAACUGGGAAAAGUCCAAGGCUCUACUGGCAUUUGUGAUUCCUGCACUUUUAAUAGUGGUCAUAAACCUCAUUAUCCUGGUUGUAAUGGUGUACAAAAUUGUUAGAAGAAGGGUCGGGGCGAAUGCUGCACAAGCAGAUGAGAGGCACGUUCUGAAAGUUAUUGCCAAGAGUUUGGCAGUGCUCACACCAUUUUUUGGAAUAACUUGGGGUUUGGGAGUUGGAAUCCUGGCUAAUCCAGAGAAUGAAGGAAUCCAUAUUGCAUUUGCAUUCUUCAAUUCACUGCAGGGUUUCUUUAUUUUGGUGUUUGGAACACUGUUGGACAAAAAGGUGCGGUCAGAAAUGGCAGCCUGGUCACAAACCUCCCGAAGCACCAGAAGUGGGUCAAGGAGCACCAGUGCUGGAAACUCAUCAAGUGUAUUUGCACUUUUGAGGAACUGGAGACGAGGAAGAGAUGUCUACAACAUAUCAUCAAAUUCAUCGAGCGGUUCUUCUAGCAACACAUAA